AUGGCUCUGGCUGUGCUCUUGGCAGCGCUCCUGGGACUUGUUGUUAUUGUCAAGUGGUUUUUGUUUCAGCCGAGAAACCCGAGCUCCCCUCCUUGCAUCGGGAGCUGGAUCCCGUGGGUCGGAGCCGCGUUCCAGUUUGGGAAAGCUCCCCUGGAGUUUAUAGAGCAAGCCAGAAGCAAGCACGGGCCUGUAUUCACGGUAUUCGCUCUGGGAAAACGAUUUACUUUUGUGACUGAGGAAGAAGGAGCUGAAGCCUUUUUUAAAUCUAAAGACUUAAAUUUCGAACAGGCAGUACAACAAGCUGUUGAGAAUGCAGUUUCUGUUCCUGCAGAAGCCUUUUAUCAGAAUCACGGUACCCUGUACAGCUUGAUGAAGGGAAAAAUGGGUCCUUCUAAUCUGCAAAAGUUCACGGGCACCUUGUGUAGGGAACUGCAUGAGCACAUGGGACACCUGGGCACCAAGGGCGCAGGCGACCUGAAUGACCUGGUGAGGCACGUCAUGUAUCCAGCAGUGGUGAACACUUUGUUUGGGAAAGGCGUCUGCCCGACAAGUCAGAGCGAACUCAAGGAGUUUGAAGAACAUUUUCAGAAGUACGAUGAGGACUUUGAAUACGCCUCUCAGAUGCCAGAGUGCUUCCUGAGGAACUGGUCUAAAUCCAAAAAAUGGCUUCUAAAAUUAUUUGAGAAAGUAGUGUCAGAUGCUGAAAGGACCAACCCUUCAGAGACCACAUCCAAGACUCUACUGCAGCAUCUCCUGGAUAAUUUACAAGGAAAACAUCUGGCUCCCAAUUACGGUCUCCUAAUGCUCUGGGCUUCCCAAGCAAAUGCUGUCCCUAUCGCAUUUUGGACCCUCGUUUUCAUACUGUCUUAUCCUUCCAUUUACAAGAAAAUCAUGGAAGACCUGACUUCUGUUUUUGGCAAAGCAGGUAAAGAUAAAAUAGAAGUCUCUGAAGAAGACCUUAAGAACCUCCCUUUUAUUAAAUGGUGCGCUUUGGAAGCCAUACGGCUGAGGUCUCCAGGUGCAAUCACCAAGAAAGUCGUAAACCCAAUAAGAAUUCAGAAUUUCACCGUCCCUGCAGGUGAUAUGUUGAUGCUGUCUCCGUAUUGGCUGCACAGGAAUCCAAAAUACUUUCCUGACCCAGAAAUGUUCAAACCUGAUCGUUGGAAAGAGGCAAAUUUAGAGAAGAAUGCUUUCUUGGACAGCUUUGUGGCAUUUGGAGGAGGGAAGCAUCAGUGUCCAGGAAGGUGGUUUGCUAUCAUGGAAAUCCAGUUGUUUGUUGUGCUGUUCCUAUACAAAUAUGAAUUUGCGCUUUUGGAUGCGGUACCAAAGGAGAGCCCUUUACAUUUGGUGGGGACACAGCAACCCCUGGCACCAUUCCGGGUCCAGUAUAAAUGCCGGGCAUGAAAGCAGCCCAGUACAAACUCACCUCGCUUUGCCAGCCCCGGCUGGAUGAACGCACCGCUGAGCUGAUUCUGUACCCUACGUGUUCAGAUAGGUUCUCUGCCAUAAAAGUUCUCAAUUUCAACUUGGAAUGCUGUACAUACUCUGUGUAUGCCAUGACAGUACAGUCAUAUCUGGGCUCUUCUUCCUGAUUGCCUACCUCCUAGUAUUUAAAAAUUAAGCUCUCUGCUGCAUUCAGAAUUUGUGGGCCAAAUCAUGUGCAUACUUUGCUAGUCUAACUGAUACGCUAAACUUACCCAGCAAACAUGCAGGACAAAAAGCUGCUACAUUUGGAAAUCCAGCAUGGAAGUUUUGUUAGAACCGGGAGAAAAAGAGGUCCCUUAUGCCAGGUCACUGCUUCCUGCGGGUUUCUUCAAGCCAAGGUGAAGGUGGUGCCUCAGGCUAAGAAAUCAGUGGUAACUCUCUGUGGUUCCCUGGCUUUGCUGUGCACAAAAGCCAGGAAGGUGCUGAGCAGAGACCUCUGGAUCAGAUCCUUGGCCACCAUAAAGUAGCAUCACUUAUGUCCUGUUGCUUGUGUAGGUCAUGGAGGAUCUGGCCUACCCCGCCUAUAACUGGGGCCAACGUAUUGCAAAUAAAGUGCAAUGGUAACAGAACAAUUGCAAGUGUGAGAAGUAACUGGGGUGUUGUUCCACUGGAGCACCUAACAUUUCACUGAGC
Cygnus atratus (black swan) is the source of this 2118-nucleotide messenger RNA. Its product is annotated as 24-hydroxycholesterol 7-alpha-hydroxylase. The transcript has 12 exons. Gene Ontology annotation, biological process: cholesterol homeostasis; bile acid biosynthetic process. Bases 1 to 1404 code for a protein of 467 amino acids. The record is from RefSeq and is a predicted model, not a curated record. Lineage: Eukaryota; Metazoa; Chordata; Aves; Anseriformes; Anatidae. Gene Ontology annotation, molecular function: heme binding; iron ion binding; steroid hydroxylase activity.